AUGGGCACAUCAGCGGAGGAAGUUGCUGCCCAAGAGGCGGCACCGAUGCCAGCGGAGCACCCCUUUGAAGACAACUCAUCUGAAUCGUAUUCCGACGGCGGACUGCAGGCGUGGCUUGUGGUCUUAGGGUCAUGGUGCGCUGCUCUCCCUUCUUUCGGCCUCAUGAAUACCACUGGUGUUUUCGCGGACUGGAUUGCGACGCACCAACUGAGCGAGUACUCCCACUCCGCUGUUUCAUGGAUUUUCAGCGUCCAUAUUUUCUUCUUGUUGAUUGGUGGUGUUCAGAUCGGGCCUGUAUUUGAUCGUUACGGGCCGAAGCAUCUCCUUGUCCUAGGCACCAUCGGGCUCACAGCUGCUGUUAUGAUCCUUAGUGUCUCGAAAGAAUACUACCAAUUCAUGCUCGGCUUCGGCGUCCUCGGCGGCAUCUCCGCAUCCAUGCUCUUCACCCCCAGCGUCUCUGUCGUAACCCACUGGUUCUGCAAACGCCGCGCCCUUGCAACAGGAAUCGUCGCAACAGCCGGAAGUAUCGGCGGGAUUAUCUUCCCCCAGAUCUUCAACGCGCUCGCACCGAAAGCCGGGUUCGGCUGGGCAAUUCGCACUCUCGCCUUCAUCACCCUGGUCUUCUGUAGCACAGGUUCUCUACUCCAGAAAUCACGCCUAAAGCACAACAAGGCGAGUCGGAAAACCAUCGACUUGAGAGUCCUCCGUGAGAUACCCUUUGCCCUUACUACAACAGCGAUAGUUUUCGCCGACAUCGGCGCCCUGAUCCCUGUCACGUACCUAACGUCAUACGCACGCGCAAACUCAAUGACGAUUCAGCAAUCCUACACACUGAUGUCCAUCCUCAAUGCAACCUCUAUCCUCGGCCGAUUAAUGCCCGCCUACGCAGCAGACCGAUACGGCCGCUUCAACGCAAUGGUCGUGACAACCUGCAUCUCAGCAAUAAUCACCGUCUCACUCUGGCUGAAGAGCGGGUCCAACCACGCAGCGAUAAUUAGCUACGCUGCACUAUUCGGGUUCUGGAGCGGCUCGGCGAUUGGCCUGAGUCCUGUCUGUGUGGCGCAGAUUUCGAAGAUAGAAGAUUUUGGGAAGAGGUAUGGUACCGCUUAUACGUUCGUAAGUGUGGGAGUACUUGUUGCGCUGCCGAUCGCAGGGCAAAUACUUAAGGCACAGACGCAUGAUGGAACAGAGGAGUAUUGGGGAUUGAUUUUAUUUUGCGGGGUGGCUUAUGGGGUUUCGGCGGGCUUCUUUGUGUUGGCGAAAGUUUUCAAGACUGGGUGGAAGGUCAGGAGCGUUUUCUAG
Aspergillus pseudoviridinutans is the source of this 1302-nucleotide messenger RNA. RefSeq names its product MCT family MFS transporter. Lineage: Eukaryota; Fungi; Ascomycota; Eurotiomycetes; Eurotiales; Aspergillaceae. Gene Ontology annotation, cellular component: fungal-type vacuole membrane. Gene Ontology annotation, biological process: transmembrane transport. The coding region runs from base 1 to 1302 and encodes 433 amino acids. The transcript has 3 exons. Gene Ontology annotation, molecular function: transmembrane transporter activity. The record is from RefSeq and is a predicted model, not a curated record.